Malania oleifera is the source of this 384-nucleotide messenger RNA. RefSeq lists its product as uncharacterized. The transcript has a single exon. The coding region runs from base 1 to 384 and encodes 127 amino acids. NCBI's taxonomy places the organism in Eukaryota, Viridiplantae, Streptophyta, Magnoliopsida, Santalales, Ximeniaceae. The record is from RefSeq and is a predicted model, not a curated record.
AUGGCUGCUUUCUCAUUGAGCCAUUCUCUACAGACCAGAAGCAAGACUCCUACUCAAGAACUCAUCAUGGACACAAACAGAACAACCCCAAGAACUCAUAUGAUCUCUCUUUCCUGCCAAACCCACAAACCAAAUGACCCUUUGAGCAAUUCGGGACCAGUGAAAGCUACAAAGAAGAGAGAUGAGAGUCCGCAGUUGCUGCCGCUGCGGCAAAUUCUCUCUAGUGUGGGGAAGUUGGGAAAGGGAUUGAAGGAUAGUCUGAGCCCAAAACAGAAGGGGGACUGGAAGGACUUGGUUUUGAUGAGUUUCUCAUUUGCAGUUUAUGUGUACAUGUCCCAGAAGAUUGUCUGUGCUUACUGUGCAUGGAUGUCCAUACUCAAAUAG